Messenger RNA from Phanerochaete carnosa HHB-10118-sp, 1037 nucleotides. RefSeq lists its product as uncharacterized. Lineage: Eukaryota; Fungi; Basidiomycota; Agaricomycetes; Polyporales; Phanerochaetaceae. Bases 306 to 995 code for a protein of 229 amino acids. The transcript has a single exon. The record is from RefSeq and is a predicted model, not a curated record.
AGCGACCGAAGACUCGGAUACAGGCCUAAACAGAAUGGGAACUGUCAGUGCGAUCUGCAAGAGCACAUCCCAGGAGGGCUGGCCGCGCCAGGCCUCACGAAUUCAAGCCUCAAACUGCUCCAAAAGGCCUGUGAGCAGCGUCAGUCUGCAUUCGAAGAAGCGCAAGCCGUAGCUCGUGAACGACAAGAUCGCGCGAGACGUCAAAUAUAGCAUUGUUGCGUUGGUGAGCAAGCCCACGUAAUCGCGCGUGGGCAGCUGUGCUCUGCUGUUCAGCCCGGUGCAUUUUUGCACAUUGGCCCGGAAGCAUGUGUGAUCAUCCGGCUCUCUUGACAAGCUCUGGCCCUUACGCAGACAUUAGGACUGACGAAGGCGCGAGCAUCCCCACGGUGACGCAAGCGAAGAAUGCCCCCUCGCGCUUACGACCGUGUCCUGGCUUCACUCUUUGCCUAGCCUUCAAGGGACGCCGGCUUGGACCCGGCCAGAUGCGCAAGUUGCUCGAGAGGUACAACCUUCGGUCAUUUUACAUCAGCUUGAACGACCGCUCCAUCGAUGUUCGUAUGGAUGUCGACAUUGUGGUCCGCGUACACUCGACGGCCCUGCGUGCGGACGACGCGAGAUGCACGAAGAGUAUCGUACAGCGGUCGUCAGUGAUCCGAGAGCGACAUCCGUAUCUAUGUCCUCCCGUUGGUUGCGAGUGUGACUGCCUCGUGCUCAGCUUGUUUCGCAGCACCGAAUGGAUUGCAAAUCAAGGCGUACUCGGCCCACCCGACGAACCGAGUGGACACCUGGCCUUCGAGGCACUCUGGCUGCGCAAAAUCUUCGUUUUGUAUCCCUGCAACGAGCAAGACCGCGGCGACUGGGCGACUAGGACCAACGGCAUAACGGCAUCACUACUGGCAUCGAUAUUUAUCCUUCACAGGCGGCUUAAUGAGAGAAGUAACAUCAGCAGAACGUGCAGCGCGUCCUUGCAGGGCCUGAGUACAUACGCCCGUUAGCGGAAACUAUACUUUAGAAAACCUCCUGUGACCCAAAGCGGA